Paramecium sonneborni is the source of this 253-nucleotide messenger RNA. The record is from the annotation of a GenBank genome assembly. NCBI's taxonomy places the organism in Eukaryota, Ciliophora, Oligohymenophorea, Peniculida, Parameciidae.
AUGAUUCUUACCCUUGGCUUUUAUUUUGAGAAUAUAUUUUAAGGAACAAGACCUAGAUUUCAUAAAUUACUAAGAAAAUCAAUCAACUGCUAAAAAUAUUAAAUUGAGUAAAUAAGGAAUAAAUAUUAUAAUUUUGUGCAAGAGAAGGAUAAUACAAAGGAUGUAUAAUACCUUAUGUCUUUUUUAGAAUGAUGUCUUGAAUGAAAGGGAAAUUCUUAGAUAAUAAAGAGUCCACAAUGACUUUAACAUUUGA